Messenger RNA from Rotaria sp. Silwood1, 3177 nucleotides. NCBI's taxonomy places the organism in Eukaryota, Metazoa, Rotifera, Eurotatoria, Philodinida, Philodinidae. The record is from the annotation of a GenBank genome assembly.
AUGAAUAAAUUAAAAUUACGUGAGAAGAAAGAAGAAAAUGCCGUCGAUCCGGAUGAAACACUUAAAGAUGAAGAUGAAAGAAAUGAUGGCCAACGAGAAAAUGAAGGAAAUGUGUGAGUAUUCAAUAAAUUUGUUAAAAUAUUGAAGCAGGAACAGUUAGAAGUGGAGUUUUUUUCUGGAAAGCGAGAAGUUUUUCUUUUGUCUCGCUCUUACAUUAUGCUUCCAUUUAUUGUCUUUUCAGAGAAAAUUUAGUAGGCGACACUAAGACUGAUACAACAACAACAACUAUGAAUGUUAUGAAAGAAAAUCGAUCUGAGCCGUUAAAAAUCGCAGUAAAUAUGCAUCACUAAACAUACAUACCGAGCGAAAUAUUUCUGUUGCUUUUUUAUUUUUAGAAUGAAUCUGCAUCAGCAACAAACAAAGUGGAAAACUUUGAUGUCAACGAUUUAACGGUAAGUACAAUGUCUUGUUGCUCUAUUAUAAUUUUAAAUGUUUCAAAAACGUCUGGUAUUUUCUGUUCUUUAGGAGAAAUUUAAAGAUUUGGGUACUGAAGAAAAAGCAACUUCAUCUUGGUAUCAUUUUAUUGUUCGACGUCAUACGAGUCAAAAGUGUAACAAAGACGAUUUUGAACUCAUUAACAACCUGUUCGGAGAGAACCAAAAUAUUAAAAGUCUGAUCGAUAUGUAUCAAAUCAAGGAUGAAGCCAUCAAUCCAUAUGCGUUGAGCCUUAACCAAAUUUGUCGUUCUGGUACAAGUGUCAUUGAAGUAACGACUCAAAAUGCAAGCACAUGCUUUAAUAAAUCAGUAUUCCAUACUUGCGGUGUUUAUGCAUGGGAAAUAAAACUUACUAAAAGAAAUAUGAAAAAGUUGCUCAACCAGUGGGAGUUGGAAAACAAAAAAGAAAAAGAAAAAAAAGGGGGCAUUGGUUUUAAAUGGUUCAUUUAUUUGCAGUUUCAAAAUGCCCUUAAAGAAUAUCCACAAUUGAAUGAGUUUAGCCUUCUUUACAUCGGGCAAACUACACGUACAGUUCGUGAAAGAUUUAUGGAAGAAUACACUCAAACGUACAACGGUCAGCCAAGUAAUCAAAGCACAUUAAAUUAUUUCUUGGGAGAAUUAUCCAAACAGCUUCACUAUCCCAUACGAGUGUGCUUGCUUUCAAGAAACGGCACACCAGAAAUGGAAGGAGUCGUGGGAAAAAUACUCAAUAUUCUUCCAGGUUCUUUUAAAGAAACAGCCAAUGCAAUUAAUCGGGAAAAACUGGGGCGUCGUUGAUGAAAUUUGAUACACGUAAGCAACAGAACAUAAAUAAUAUUAGAGGCUAUCACAUUUUGAGCAGGUAUAUAAGGAUUAUUUCAUUGUGAAUAAUAUAAAUGCUUAGUUUUUCAAAAAAACAAAACGAGACUAUAUCUGUUCUUUUUCUUCUUUCCCUAGUAUUUUUUUUUCUUUUCAGCUAAUUCAACAUCAACAAAAACUUACAUCAUUUCACCAUCAAAGCAACAACAAAAAUCACAAGAAGAAUACGAAAUUGGUCCAUUCAACGUAACUUUUUGUUGCGUUUCAUGGGUUGUGCUCAGUUUUUUGUAACAUCUUAAAAGAAUUGAACACAAAUAAACAUCAUGACACAAAACAAAUUUUAUAUAGAACGUGAACUAGUUAGUUUGCACCGCUUACCUUGAGCUCGUUCUGUGAUUUUGAGUUCUUGUCUUCAAUUUCUUUUCGUAAAAUGCAAAUGCAAAUGCAAGUCGCCUCCCCGACAAUCUACUAAAAUAUACUAUAUUUAUUUUAAAGAAGCACAGAUGCAACAAAUUACCGAAUGAAUAACGGUCGUCUCUAUAACGACGAAAGCAAAGCUGUCAGCAUUUUUUUUUCGCCUCUCUUGACACUCAGUUCUGACGAGAAGGGAGAAAGUGCGUAUUUUAUCGCAAAAAGAAGGAAAAAAAAGCGUUAUUCUUCUUUUUUUUUUCCUAUGCUGUUCUCAUCAACAUUCAUUUUCAUGAAGAGCUUUAAUAUGACGCAGUCAAGAUUGCAUUGUAUUGAGUUGCUAUGAAAGCGUUUUUUUCUUUUCUAUUUGCAUAAUCGACAGAAAAGAAAGUCAGAACCGCCGAUGUUGAUGGAAGUGCAUAUUAGACUCAACUGAGCUUUAGAGCUAGAAAAUUUACUUGAAACUCAAGGAUUAGGCUAUACGUUUAGAAAAAUCCUUUGCACUAUAGUGUAAAACAACUAACGAUUUAUACAUAAUAAAUAGCCUGCAUUCAAUUUCAAUUUUUGAUCGCUUAGUACAUUACAUUAAAAAGCAAAAUAUAUCACAAGACACAACGUGACGAGCUCUACAAUUUACAAAGAACAGUUAUUUUAUAUAUGAAUCUAUUUUUUGCAAAAUGGACAAAACUCUGCGAUCAGUUUUUCACACUAUGAACAAGAUUAUUUAUGCAUACACGGCGAAUUCUGUUUCUCAUUUCAUUUAUUAAUGAAUCAUAAUUUUUAACUGUAUCUGAUUGCGUAUUGUUGGUGACAUCGUUUCACACGUAAUAUGAGCAGCUCCUUCAUUCCACUUUGAAUGUAAGUCAGGAUUUAGAAAAUCUCAGCAUAUAAUACUUUCAAUAAGUGACUUAUUGCCAGUUUCUCAUAAUUAUGACUCCCCAUGUAAAAUAAAAGAUGUCUAAAAAUCAGAUUAUAAUCUAUCAUUACGACACUAUUUUAAUCUGAUUAAAAUCAGAGUUUUCAGCAUUAAAAGAAAAAACAUUUUGAUUUUAGUCCUUUUUAAUCAAUUUUAAUCAAUUUAAAAAAAGCUUGUUAGCGCAGCUCCUGCGGAGCUGAAAUGUGGAACUCACGUAUACCUUUAGCUUUGUUACCUGACGCAUCAUCUGUAUACUGAAAGACUUCUCAUCAACUAUAGUUGUUUUCGUUGAGAAUCGAUGAAAAGAGCAGGAAUUUAUUAUUUAUUUGUAUAUUAAAAAAAUAUAUUACAAAAAGAAGAUAUUUUUUUUUCAUUUAAGCGCGCUCGAUUUCAUUUAUAAUUAUUGCUAUAUACUCGAUAAUAAUCUUUUUUUUUGUUUUCUAAUUUCAAGUUAUUUUUCUCCACCAUCGACUAUUUGGUGAAUACGGUUGUCGCAGUCUGUAAUGGGGCGGGAUAUAUGUAUGUAAUGUUCUUUUUUGGUUGCUUUGGUCUGUAAGGGG